AUGUCUACAAAGUGUGUAAAAUGCAUAGUUGUAAAAACAAAAGACGGCGUAAACCAAACUGUUAAAUGUUAUCAUUGUGAAUAUUUAUUUCACGCUAAAUGUGUUAAUAUUGAUGAAGAAAUAGUGUCGAUACUGAACAGUGAAAAUAGCAUUAAAUGGUUUUGUGAAAAAUGUCUGAAAGCCAAAGAUAAUACAAAGGAAUUGACUCAGUUAGAAACAAUUAAAACCAUGAUCACUAAAAAUGAUGAUAAUUUGACUGUGUUGGAAAAACAGGAUAUAAAAAUGGUCGAUGAGAUUUGCAACCUCAAAAGUGACUUGAAAGCUUCAUGGGCGAACAUCGUUGAGAAAAAACAUUACGAAAAAUCCAGUGAAAUAAAAGAAGGAGAAAGAAAUCUAGUGAUUUUCAACUUACCAGAAAAAGAAAAUCAAAACGAUCGUGAACUUAUGAUGAAGAUAUUCAAGCAUAUUUCAAAAGACAUGUCAGAUAAUGGUAUUGAGAAGGUCUUUAGAUUGGGUAAAAAAAAUGAAUCGGUGAUUCGUCCGGUCUUGAUAAAGUUAGAUAGUCUAGGUACGAAGGGAGAUCUUUUAAAGCAUGCUUCUAAAAUUAUGUCAUUGAAAGAUAACUUAAAGAACAUCAGAUUGUGUAAUGAUUUGACGCGCGAGCAAAGGAGUGAACUGAAGAAUUUGGUGACUGAUGCUAAAGCGAAAGAGGCGGCAUGUCAACGAGGUUUUUUAUACAGAGUAAGGGGGACGGUUGGAAGGUGUAAGAUCAUAAAGUUCAUGAAGGGGACGGAAAAUUAG
Messenger RNA from Helobdella robusta, 801 nucleotides. RefSeq lists its product as hypothetical. Bases 1 to 801 code for a protein of 266 amino acids. The transcript has 3 exons. The record is from RefSeq and is a predicted model, not a curated record. Lineage: Eukaryota; Metazoa; Annelida; Clitellata; Rhynchobdellida; Glossiphoniidae.